AUGGCCGACCCCCUGUACACAUCGCAACAAUCGAACGCGUCCAUGCUCGACCAACCGUCGACACAGAGCAGCGUCAACACCAGUUUUAGCACACAAUCACGCCGUCGUCCAAGACCUGUCCCGUCGAGUCAGAAUUCACUACUCAGCGCGUCCAAUUCUCUCCAUCCGACGAAGAAGGUUAGACAGCGGUCGGUCUCUGCGCAACGGGAGCUCAAUGCGUCGCCUGAGGCUAUGGCUGCUGUCGCGGCUGCGACUAUGGAUGUGAGCUCUAUUAGAUCUCUGCAGGAUAAGAAAAAGGGGUCUUUGGUGGAAUGGGCCAAGACGACAAAAUAUUGUGUAGCUCAGCUCACAGGUUUACCGAUGGAAUUGAGGGAUUCAGGAGACAACUACGCAAGACGCAUGUCCGCAAUCACCGACCAAUCUUCUGGUAACGCCCUACUUAUCAAAGAUCACGGAGUCGACGUCUGGCGCUACGACGAUGUUCAACUCCUUCCGAAACCAAACCACUUCCCCCUCCCAUCCGACGAAACCCAUCAUCACCAAGGUGGUCGCAACUCCCCGCAACCCCUCGGAUCCCUGGUUAGCCCCACAGGUAGCAGCGAUGAGGCAGGUCUUGUUGUGGUUAUGCCUGUUACGGGCAGGAUUGCAUACUGGGAUUCGGUUAGCAGUGCUAUGACCGAGGGGCUUCUACAACGUAGACGUGGCGUCGAGGGUGUUCUGCCGUUAUCUUCGGGAGAACAGGCUCAUAUGAUCGCCAACAUCGAACCAGCGGGGUUUAUCAUCUGCACGAAUCAGAACCGAGCUAUUCACCUAUCGUUGCGGGACGGUGUAGGAAAGCCCGUAGUACAACUUACGACACUUAAAAACGUUAGUUCCAGCGUUGUUGGUGGACUCUUGGGUGGUAUUGCAAAUGCCUUUAAGUCUGGGAAUGUUAAGAAGGAGAUUGUUGCUGUCAGACCCGGGAGGAUCAUCGGCCGGGCUGAAAGAGAACUUUUGGUUGCUACGUCGCAUGGGCAUAUCACCCGCUGGGAGGUCAGCCGUAACGGCGCAGCAGUUGUUCUCUCGGAUGUCGAUAUGCGAGAACAAAUGCUAUCCCGUGUUCUAUCGGUUGGACCACCAAACAUGCAGUCGCUCGACCGUGAAUCAUUCACAAUCCAGGAUAUUGCGGGUGGGCAGAGUACAGCUGAAGGUGCCAACAUCUUGAUUCUCACAUCUUGGGAUGGACGCACUGACUCCGGCGAGAAUAUCACCCAUUACACACUCAUACUUGUGACCCUUUAUCGGGGUUCGCAGUUUGCCAUCAAGAAAACGCACUACCUCUCCUGCUUCCACCAGUCGCUUAGGACUGCAGCUGAUACUGCCAAACCACGAUUGUAUCUCCCGAAUCCUUACCGUACGGCCUUCGUUGUCUUUUCGAGAGCCGUGGUACUCGCCUCGAUCGUUCCGGAAGAUAUGUACGACCUUACUUUUGCCGAUACCAUCCCGGAUGUUGCGUACGACUCAACCACUGGGUUCGAAGAAGUUAUCGAUUUUAAGGCGCAGAGUCGGGUGGAGAUUAUUGGAAGCGGUGUGGAGGAACUUACGCAGGAAGGAAUUUCGUUUAACCCUGCGAAGAGCUUCAGAUUGGAUUCUAGUGGGGAUUUGAGAAGGAAAUAUUACUCCCCGGGAGUGGUUAUUAUAACCAAGGGCGCCGGUGUUCUCAAGUUGACGGUCUUUGAUGCAGAAACUGCGGAUCUCAGGCCGCUUCCGUCGCCACGACCUAUCCCUGUUAAAUCGAAGAUGGAGCUGGCGGUAUUCUUUGGAACUAAUGAGAAGAACCAUCUAAACUUCAACGGCCGCCGCGAGAUCACCUACCCAACCCUUGAAGUCCAACAAGCAGCCAGAAACCUCAGCAUGGAUCUAAUGUGCUCCCACGGCCAAUACCUCGCCACCUUGGGCCCUUCAAUCGACAUCUACCUCGAGUCCCGCGCUCAAAAGCUCCUAGCUCUGGCCGAAUACCUCCGUACUGUUCACCGUCAAAUCGCUCGCGAAGUCCGCUGGAAGCUUCUCUGGGAUGCUGAAAAGAUGGAAGCAGCACGUGCCGUCUACCGCGCAUUUGCACAGAAGCAGAGCGCAGGCAAGGAUCUGAGCGAAGGGCUGCUCCUGGAGAUUGUUUCAGCGUUCUUUGUCAAGCAUGAUGUUCAGAUCGGAGCGGUGAACCCGAUGGUUGAAUGGUUUGCGAAGCAUUUGCCGAGGAUUUACGAACUCAUUCCUUUGCUGAGAGAGGCGGUUAAAACCACUGGUGGGAAUACGUUGGCGGCGAUAAAGAAGAUCCACGAGUCGAACGAAAUCACGCUUACGAUUUUGGCUACUGCGCAUGCAUUCAGGGUGCAGCAUGCUAGAUUGUAUAGUGUUGAUGGGGAUUUGGGAGAAAAUGGAAUCGCCAAUUUUAGGGGACUGGAAUCGCCGCCUUGGACUUCCGGACCGGAGAUUUUGACGGCGUUAAAUAGGGAUAUUGAGGUUAACACCAAAAUCAUGGGGAUAAAGAAGGAGGGUCCUGCUGAGGAGUAUUUCGGAGCAAUUUUGGAUCAGAUGGUCGACAUGGUUGAAGUCGCCUGUCGAAAUUUCGUGGAGAGAGCGGCGUGGUGUGAGGUUCAGGGUGCGCCAAAGUAUAUCGCUGAAGGCCAGCAGAUUAAAGAUCUGUACCUGAAGGGACGGAAUCAGUGGAUUCGAGCACUCGCUUUUCAUGAUCGCGCCGAGCAGGCGGUGGAUAUUGCGGAGAGGUAUCGAGAUUACGGUACACUCGUGGAGCUUGCGUUCGAAGAGCUGGCUAAGAUUAAUGGUUGGCUGGAUAAGCGCGGACAGGAGGUUGGAGAUUUGGAGAAGCAGGAUUAUACGAGUCAGCGAGAUGCUAUCGUGACCCGGUUGGAGGGGUAUUUCGAGAAGUUCGGGCAAGAGUUUGCGUACGUGCUUUAUGAGUACCAGGUCGAGACGGGGAGUCUGAGGGAUCUGUUGGUGCAGUUCCCCGGGUAUAAGAAGUAUUUGGACGGGUUCUUGCAGAGUGAAGGGCGGUAUUCUAGGGUUAGGUGGAUCAAUGAGGUUAGGGAUGGGAGGUAUAAGGAAGCCGGGGAGACUUUGAUCCAAACAGCGGAUAGUGAGACGUGUUUGUGGAGUCAAGCGGUCGAGUUGAGUAUUGGAAAGCUGGCUUUGAUGGCUUCGCAGCCGGCCGGGGAGGCUGUUUCCGAUGCAUUCGACAGACGAUUAAAGAUGGUGGAACUACAGAAAUCGGUCCAGGCGCACGUUAGCAUUGAGGCACGAGGGGCCAUUGACGUACAGGCUGGAACGGAGUUGGCGUUUGGAGCGUUUGGCGGCCGUUUGGAGCCUUAUCGGAGCCUGCGCGAUAUCUUUAAGAGGGGUGUUGCAAAGGCGGUGACCGGGCAGAGCAUGGAUGCCGAGGAACUCGUCGACUUUUUAACGUUAAUGUACGAAGAGGAUGAGGAUGCCGAUGAGGAAGAGGGGGAGAAGUGGGCAGGGCGAUUUCAGACGGCCAUGAUGGUUCUUGGGGCAGCAGAGAUUCCUGAUAUGAGGAAGGAGGAGGCGAGGAGGACGAUUUGGAGAAGGAUGUAUAUGAGUGAAGAUUGGCUGGAUAUUCUGGAUCCAUCACGACAGAAUACGACACAGAUCGAGACGAGGAUUAUGAAUACGAAUGUAUUCGAUGUUUUGAUCUAUGGGUAUAAAGAAGGUCUCUUUGAUGAACACAAAGCUUCUACCCCACUUGCCCCCAGUCAAAGUGGGUUCACCCGCGAUAUCAACUUCCUUGCUUCUCGGUUCCCGGGGAGUCAGCAACCUUGGCUGCAGAACUUAUAUGAAGAAAUUAAGAUUGAAGAACGGGAGGUUCAGAGGUUGAUUGAUAACAACCUUGAGUUUUGGUUCCCAUGGAUGUGCGAGACUGCUAUGAAGAUGGCGGCUGAGGAGGCGGAUGAGACUAUAAUGGAGAAUGGCGAUGAUGAGGAGGAGGAAGAGGAGGAAGUGGAGGAUGAGGGGGAGGAUGAGGGGGAGGAAGGAAGUAGGGAGGCUAGUUAUGAAGAACAGGAGAUUUUGGACGCUAUGGAUAUGAGCUAG
This is a messenger RNA of Orbilia oligospora ATCC 24927, 4101 nucleotides long. RefSeq lists its product as uncharacterized. Gene Ontology annotation, biological process: protein import into nucleus; transcription-dependent tethering of RNA polymerase II gene DNA at nuclear periphery; poly(A)+ mRNA export from nucleus. The record is from RefSeq and is a predicted model, not a curated record. Bases 1 to 4101 code for a protein of 1366 amino acids. Gene Ontology annotation, cellular component: nuclear pore outer ring. Gene Ontology annotation, molecular function: structural constituent of nuclear pore; protein binding. NCBI's taxonomy places the organism in Eukaryota, Fungi, Ascomycota, Orbiliomycetes, Orbiliales, Orbiliaceae. The transcript is spliced from 6 exons.